Messenger RNA from Spodoptera littoralis (African cotton leafworm), 3612 nucleotides. Lineage: Eukaryota; Metazoa; Arthropoda; Insecta; Lepidoptera; Noctuidae. The record is from the annotation of a GenBank genome assembly.
AUGGUAGGGCUAGACACAGACCUCAACCGGGACGAUGAAUGCGACAACAUUGGCUUAGGAUGUGCUUUAGAGCACUUUUCAGAGAUAGAAGAUGUAUUGAACAUGAUUGAUAAUGUUAAAAAUAUAUAUAAUACACCAGCUUUGGAGGUAGAAUAUGAUAGACUGUAUGCAAUCUUGAAGCAAUACUAUGAACAACCACAUCUACUUGAUCCCCAUUUAGACAAGAUGUUAUCGAAGUUCCUGAGUCUAAUUAAGGAUAAAGACUCUCCGUUUGAGUUGAAGCACGCUACAUUUAAUUAUAUGUAUCAAAUCAUCAGAGUAAGAGGAUACAAGAUUGUUAUAAGACAUCUUCCACAUGAGGUGUCGGAUCUCCUAACAGUAUUAACAUUCCUGGAGGCUCAAGAUCCUAAAGACAAGGAGACAUGGAGGAGUAGAUUUGUGUUGUUGUUGUGGCUCUCUAUUGUUGUGAUCAUUCCUUUCCACAUGAGUCGGCUUGAUGGGUUUGCUCCUGGACAGCCAGAUGUUGCCGAAGGAUCAAAGAAACUGACUGUCAUGGAGAGAAUUUUCAAUAUUUGUAAGACUUACGCUAUGAGUAAGGACUCCUGUGCUGAAGCUAGUGCUUACUUAGCUUCCAAGUUUCUUAUAAGAUCUGAUGUAAAAGAGCUAUACAUGGGUGCAUUCUUCGAUUGGGCUUGCGAUCUACAUUCCAAUUUACAAGAAGAGGAAACCAUUCACUAUGGUGUGUUAGCCGCUGUUGCAGCUGUACUGAAACAUGGCAAGAGAGAUGAUCUGCUACCAUUGGCUCCGAAGCUCCUGACUUGGGUGACGAACCAGAACUAUCAGCAACAUAAAGCUAUGCUGGUUAGGAAGUAUGGUGUGAAGAUUGUGCAGAGAAUAGGUCUGACAUUCCUCCGUCCGCGCGUAGUAUCGUGGCGUUACACGCGUGGUUCCCGCUCAUUGGCUGUAACGCUCGGCGGUGGAGUUGCGGCCGCUGGCGAUACUGAACCUAUCACUUCUCCACCUGAUGACGAUGAUCAGGAUAUUCCUCAGGAGGUGGAAGACGUAGUAGAACUACUACUAUGUUCCCUGCGCGACGAUGACACCGUGGUGCGAUGGUCGGCAGCUAAAGGCGUCGGUCGUAUCGGCGCCCGUCUGCCCGCUCUCGCGGCCGCCGACGUAUGUGACAGUGUACUCUCGUUGUUCGCCGAAAAUGAACGAGAGACUGCCUGGCAUGGAGGAUGUAUGGCGUUGGCUGAACUAGCUCGUCGCGGUCUCCUGUCCCCUGCGCAGGUGGGGCAGGGCGUGGGCAGCGUGGUGAGCGCGCUGCGGCGCGACGAGGCGCGCGCGGCGGCGGGCGGCGGCGGCGGCGGCCGCGCGGCAAGGGACUCCGCCUGCCACGCCGCCUGGGCCUUCGCGCGGGCAUACGACGCCGCCGCACUCGCGCCAUACGCAAAACCUCUCGCCUUCGCGCUCAUUAGCACUGCUUGUUUUGAUAGAGAGAUCAACUGUCGUCGCGCCGCCUCAGCCGCUUACCAAGAGAACGUAGGUCGUCACGGCAUGUUCCCUCACGGCAUCAACGUCCUCACUACGGCAGACUUCCAAUCUGUGGGUCCACGGAACAACGCCUACCUCGUCAUUGCCCCACAAGUGGCCUCAUACCCCGAGUACACUCAGCCACUCAUAGACCAUCUCGUUGAACUGAAGGUUGAACAUUGGGACUGUGCUAUAAGAGAAAUUGCCGCAAAAGCACUUAAUAAGUUGACGGAUAAGAUACCGGAUUACGUAGCAACGGUUGUACUACCGAAAUUGGUGAAAAAGACUGAGUCCAUUGACCUGAAUGUUAGGCAUGGAGCCAUCUUAGCUAUCGGGGAAGCUAUUUAUGCUCUCUCUCAAGCUGAACUACCCAAUGGUAAAAAGGCAGACUCCCUUCUGUCAGAAGACGUGUGUGUGUCGGUCCGCGGGCUGGUGGGCGCGCUCCGGGCGCGGCAGCAGUACCGCGGGCUGGGCGGGGAACUCAUGCGGCAGGCCUGCUGCCACUGCAUCGCCGCGCUGUCGCUCGCGGACCAACCGUACCAUGGACAUGAUAUUAUUGAUGAAUGGCUGAAUCUUAUCGAAGAAUGUCUAUCCCACGAAGUACAAGCCAUCAGAGAGAAGGCUAUCUACGCGUUACCUCUAGUUUUCGACCAUUACCUGCGUGAUGAUAACUUGAAGUACGGUGAGCUCACUGCUAAGGAGAAACGCAAGCAAUUAAUGGAGAAGUAUUGUGAACAGCUCAGCAAUACCGGUGUCAAUGGAUUGGUGCUGAGGAUGGGUUAUGCCAGGGCUGUUGGUUCCCUGCCAAAAUUUGUGCUAACGGAACAUCUAUCAAUGGUGAUCCAGGCCCUGAUUAACUGCACUAAAGUAACAGAAGGGACACAGAAGUGGGCCGAGGCCAGACGUGACGCAGUAGUGGGACUCACUGAAGUAUGUCAGACACAGGGCAUACUGGGGGGCGUGCGGGACUAUGUGGAGGGGAUUAUACACGCGUUACUUGACUGUUUGGCUGAGUAUACUAUCGACAUGAGGGGGGAUAUCGGCGCUUGGGUGCGAGAGGCUAGUAUGACUGGUUUGCUAUCUAUCAGCCGCCAGUGCGCAAUAGAAGCCCCGGAACUGAACAGUCCGGCGGUAGUGUCGGCCGUCAUGUGUGGAGUGGCCCAGCAAGCUGUGGAGAAGAUUGAUCGGACGCGGGCACACGCUGGGAGGAUCUUUACAUCGCUUAUAUACAAUGACCCACCAAUCACGAACAUACCUCACCAUGAUGCCUUGAAACGCAUAUUUCCAUGUGAAGAAGUGGAACUGAAGCCUCCAGCGAAGGAAAUAGAGGAAGAUCAAACAAUGACCAGUGAGAACACUAACGUAGUACUGUGGCUCUUCCCCGGGCAUACGAUGCCCAGAUUCGUACAAUUGUUGAAUUAUCCGGACUAUCGGUAUAAUGUUAUCAAGGGACUGGUUGUCAGCGGUGGCGAGUUGACUGAGAGCUUGGUAAAACACACAACUCAGUCUCUCUACGCCUACCUCAACACAUUGCAUGAUAACAAAGAAAUGUUGAAGUCAAUAUGCGACACCAUCAUCAAAGUAUUUGCUGAUAAUCUCCACGUCAAGAGGAUAACUGGACCUAUGUUCAAUUUCUUGGAUCGAUUGUUGAGUUCAGGUUCUAUAUCACCAAUACUAGAGGACCCUGAGUCGACGUUCGCUAUGGACAUACUGAAGCAUUUGCAACUGGAACUUCGAGGUGGAAAGAACAUCUACAAGCUAUUAGAUUCUAUCAAUGUUUUAUGUCAACUUAUUCAGGUGGGUGGAGUAGUUUGCAGUAGGUCGCUAGGCCAGCUAGUGAUAUACCUGUGCUACGCGGACCGCUACGUGCGUCGUUGCGCCGCGGCCAGGCUGUACGAGGCACUCACUCUCUACGGAGACGUCUGCUCCGUGCCACAGGAUAAUAUCGACCAGAUAAUGUCAGUGCUCGCAGAAACGGACUGGGAGAGAGAGGUAUCAGAACUUAGACCUAUAAGGAACGAGCUGUGUGACCUCAUGGACAUAAAGAGACCAGUCAUGAAACAAAAAACGGGAGCGUAA